AUGGAGGAAGAACUUUUGGUUCUUAAAGAAAAUGACACAUGGGACAUUGUUUCAUGUCCUUCAAAUGUCCACCCUAUUGGAUGUAAAUGGGUUUAUUCAGUCAAACUUCAUUCUGAUGGAACUCUUGAUCGGUACAAAGUUCGAUUGGUUGUUCUUGGUAACAAACAAGAGUAUGGGGUGGACUUUUGCACCCGUAGCCAAAAUGACUACGGUUGUGUUCUUCUUUUGGUGUAUGUAGAUGACAUUAUUAUCACAGGAGUUGAUUCUUCACUAAUCACUAGCCUCCAACAGCAGCUUAAAGAUUAUUUUCAUAUGAAAGAUCUUGGUGUGUUUAUAAACAAACACAAAUAUACUCACGAUCUGAUUUCUUUGGCUGGUCUUCAAGUUUCCUCCUCAGUAGAUACUCCACUGGAAUUGAAUGCCAAGUAUCGUCAUGAGGAAGGCGAUCUUCUUCCUGAUCCAACUAUGUUUCGACAAUUAGUUGGGAGUCUAAAUUACGUUACUAUUACUCGGCCUGAUAUCUCUUUUGCAGUUCAACAAGUUAGUCAAUUUAUGCAAGCUCCCCAUCAUCUCCACUUGGUGGUUGUUCGUCGCAUCAUUCGGUACCUUCUAGGAACAUUUACUCGUGGAUUGUUCUUUCCAAGUGGUUCUCCUAUUCGUCUUAAUGCUUUUAGUGAUUUUGAUUGGGCGGGAUGUCCUGAUACUCGUCGUUCAGUCUCUGGUUGGUGCAUGUUUCUUGGAGAGUCAUUGAUAUCUUGGAAGAGUAAAAGGCAAGAUCGUGUGUCAAAAUCUUUAACAAAGGCUGAAUAUCGAUCCAUGUCUACUGCUUGCUCCGAGGUUGUAUGUCUUCGUGGAUUACUUGCUGAGAUUGAAGAGGGAGUGCAAUAUUGCUUUACUAACCAACAGAUAUGUGUUAAUCAGGGCUACACUCUUGGAAGAUUAUGUUAUUCUGCUUUCUAA
Messenger RNA from Solanum tuberosum (potato), 960 nucleotides. RefSeq lists its product as uncharacterized. Bases 1 to 960 code for a protein of 319 amino acids. Lineage: Eukaryota; Viridiplantae; Streptophyta; Magnoliopsida; Solanales; Solanaceae. The record is from RefSeq and is a predicted model, not a curated record. The transcript is spliced from 3 exons.